GCUGUGUGCAAGGAUCGUCUGUUCCCCAAAGUUGGAUUUUUUGCGCGAGGCUAUGGGAAAAAUGAAGAGCCACGUCGAGCUUAUGCGCUUGGAUUUGUUAUUGCUUUGGUGAUGAUUUUGAUUGGUGAUCUGAAUGCAAUAGCACCGAUCAUUUCAAACUUUUUCCUGGCUUCCUAUGCACUUGUAAAUUAUUCGUGUUUUGAUGCCUCAUUUGCUGAUUCACCAGGUAAGCCUUUGAAUAUGAAUUUUGAACUGUUACUCUUAAUUUGA
This is a messenger RNA of Gongylonema pulchrum, 270 nucleotides long. The record is from the annotation of a GenBank genome assembly. Lineage: Eukaryota; Metazoa; Nematoda; Chromadorea; Rhabditida; Gongylonematidae.